GUCAGCGCCGCGCGCCUUUCACCCAGGCUUCCUUCCCGUCCAGAUUCCGUUGCGGUGGGAGGUGCUCCAUCUCCUGCGGGUUCUUCGCCUCCAGCCUUUGCCGCCCGCCCGGUCCUUGUCGCCGUCUGCUCCGAGGCCAUGGAACUGGCGGACGGCGUGGUCUACCAGGAGGAUCCGGGCGGCCCCGGCCCGGCCAUGAUGUCAGAGCGGGUGUCGGGUCUGGCGGGCUCUAUCUACCGCGAGUUCGAGCGGCUCAUCGGGCGCUACGACGAGGAGGUGGUGGCCGAACUGAUGCCGCUGGUCGUGGCGGUGCUGGAGAACCUGGACUCGGUCUGUGCGCACAGCCAGGAAACCAGCGUCGAGCUGGAGCUGCUGCGGGACGACAACGAGCAGCUCCUCACCCAGUACGAGCGGGAGAAGGCGCUGCGUAAACAGGCCGAGGAGAAAUUUAUUGAAUUUGAAGAUUCUCAAGAACAAGAAAAAAAAGAGAUACAGAUACGAGUAGAAGCUUUAGAGUCACAAACUCGGCAACUUGAACUGAAAGCAAAAAAUUAUGCUGAUCAAAUUAGCAGAUUGGAGGAGAGGGAAGCAGAACUAAAGAAGGAAUACAAUGCUCUUCAUUCAAGGCAUACAGAGAUGAUUCACAAUUACAUGGAACACUUGGAAAGAGCAAAAUUUCAUCAGUUGACAGGAGGGGAACAGCCAGAGCCCAUCAUGCACAGUAGAAUUAGAAAGGAGCCUCCUAUAUCAUUGGGCAUCUUUCCGCUCCCUCCAGGAGAUGCACUUCUUACUCCUGAUACUCAGAGAGGAUCAGUGGAAACUCCUGGAUCAGAUAGUUGGAAGUUCCGUGAACUAAGUCAGCCUCGUUCCCGCACCAGCCUCAAGGAUGAAAUUUCUGAUGUUAGCCAAGCAGGGUCCAAAUCUACUACACCAAUCUUAACUGCUGCUUCAGAUGUGCUUAAGUCUGCUGAGUCUCCCCUGCAUGAAGACAAGGAAGGCCUUGCAAAGAAUUCUGAUUCAUGGAACCAGAAAUUGGACAUAAACAAGCACAUUGAAGUGCAGGUAGCCCAGGAAACAAGAAAUGUAUCUAUUGGAUCUAAUGAAAAUGAUGACAAAUCUGAAGUUCAGGCAAUCAUUGAAUCCACUCCGGAGCUGGAUAUGGAUAAAGAUCUUAGUGGAUAUAAAGGUUCAAGCACUCCUACCAAAGGCAUAGAGAACAAAGCAUUUGAUCGUAAUACAGAAUCGCUCUUUGAAGAACUAUCUUCUGCUGGUUCUGGUCUGAUUGGGGAUGUGGAUGAAGGAGCAGAUUUGCUGGGAAUGGGACGUGAAGUUGAAAAUCUUAUUCUGGAAAAUACACAACUACUCGAAACCAAAAAUGCCUUGAAUGUGGUGAAGAAUGACUUAAUAGCAAAAGUUGAUGAACUGACAUGUGAAAAGGAUGUGCUGAAAGGAGAAUUGGAAGCUGUAAAACUAGCCAAACAAAAGCUUGAAGAGAAGAAUAAGGAGUUGGAGGAAGAGCUUAGAAAAGCCCGUGCAGAAGCUGAAGAAGCAAGGCAAAAGUCAAAGGAAGAGGAUGAUAGUGAUAUUCCUACUGCUCAGAGAAAGCGAUUCACACGUGUGGAGAUGGCCCGGGUUCUCAUGGAACGAAAUCAGUACAAAGAAAGGCUAAUGGAGCUUCAGGAAGCGGUGCGAUGGACUGAGAUGAUAAGGGCAUCAAGAGAAAAUCCAGCUAUGCAAGAGAAGAAGAGAUCGAGUCUUUGGCAGUUUUUUAGCAGAUUAUUCAGUUCAUCGGGCAACACUACCAAGAAACCAGAACCACCAGUUAAUGUUAAGUACAACGCACCAACCUCACACAUUACUCCUUCAGUCAAGAAAAGAAGUAGCACCUUAUCUCAGCUCCCAAGUGACAAAUCAAAAGCUUUUGAUUUCCUCAGUGAAGAGUCUGAGGCCAGUAUGGCCUCACGAAGAGAGCAAAAAAGAGAACAGUAUCGCCAAGUGAAAGCCCACGUCCAGAAAGAAGAUGGCCGAGUGCAAGCUUUUGGCUGGAGUCUUCCUCAGAAAUAUAAACAGAUUAUAAAUGGUGGUGCUCAGGGUGACAGCAGGAUGAGGAAUUUGCCUGUGCCUGUUUACCUGAGACCACUUGAUGAAAAGGAUACCUCCAUGAAGCUAUGGUGUGCUGUAGGAGCGAACCUAUCUGGAGGGAAAACACGGGAUGGUGGUUCAGUAGUUGGCGCCAGUGUCUUCUACAAUGAUAUUGCAGCUACAGACAUGGACAAUGGCAAACCGAGAAGUGCAUCUCAAAAUAGCUUGGACAGAUUGGAUCAAGAACUCAAGGACCAGCAAAAAGAGCUGAGAAACCAAGAAGAACUGUCAAGCCUUGUUUGGAUCUGUACAAGUACCCAUUCUGCUACAAAAGUUAUCAUUGUAGAUGCUAACCAGCCAGGAAACAUCCUAGACAGUUUCAUUGUUUGUAAUUCGCAUGUACUAUGUAUAGCUAGCGUGCCAGGGGCUCGAGAGACUGACUACCCUACAGGAGAAGAAGGUUCACAGGAACCAGACUCUGGCGUAGUGGAUAAGUCAUCCUUGUGUGGCAGCAUAAAUAGCAAUAGUUCAGCAGAAGCAGACUGUCUGUUAGGAGGAAUCACAGUAGUUGGAUGUACAGCUGAAGGCAUUGCAAGUUCUGCUGCUAUCCACAGUGCCAAUACUGUUUCACCUGAGAUAAACAAACCGCCAGAUAUUACAGCUGAAAAUGAUGCAGUAGAUGAGCAUAUUCAGACAGCAGAGGAAGCAACUGAAGCGACAGAAGUCAGUGCUGGCUUGGGAGAAGAAGUAGCAGAUAUUGCACAAAGCGGCGUUUACACAGAACAUGUCUUCACAGAUCCUUUGGGAGUCCAAGAUACUGUAGAAGGUUCUCCAGCUUUCCAGUCUAGCAGUGAGUCUGAGUUGUUUAAAGAUGUUGUUGAAUUACCAAAUGAGCAGGAUCUUGUGAGGGAAGAAGCACAAAAAAUGAGUAGUCUUUUACCUACUAUGUGGCUGGGAGCACAGAACGGAUGUUUAUAUGUUCACUCUUCAGUGGCUCAGUGGAGAAAAUGUGUUCAUGCAAUUAAACUUAAAGAUUCAAUACUCAGUAUAGUACAUGUAAAAGGAAUAGUACUAGUUGCACUAGCCGAUGGAACCUUAGCAAUAUUUCAUAGAGGAGUUGAUGGACAAUGGGAUUUGACAAAUUACCAUCUCUUAGAUCUUGGCCGGCCUCAUCAUUCAAUCCGAUGUAUGACUGUGGUGCACGAUAAAGUCUGGUGUGGGUACAGAAAUAAAAUCUACGUGGUUCAGCCGAAAGCAAUGAAAAUAGAGAAAUCAUUUGAUGCACACCCAAGGAAGGAGAGCCAAGUGAGACAGCUGGCUUGGGUGGGAGAUGGAGUGUGGGUGUCCAUUCGUUUAGAUUCAACUCUCCGGCUUUACCAUGCACACACUUACCAGCACCUACAAGAUGUUGACAUUGAGCCUUAUGUAAGCAAAAUGCUAGGUACAGGAAAACUGGGAUUUUCAUUUGUGAGAAUCACAGCUCUGAUGGUGUCUUGCAAUCGCUUAUGGGUUGGGACAGGAAAUGGAGUCAUCAUCUCAAUACCAUUAACAGAAACUGUAAUCCUCCACCAGGGACGUUUACUGGGGCUGAGGGCCAACAAAGCAGCAGCAAGCUCUGGCAACCGUCCUGGCAAUGUAAUACGCGUGUAUGGAGAUGAAAACAGUGACAAAGUGACCCCUGGAACCUUCAUUCCUUACUGUUCAAUGGCACACGCACAGCUUUGUUUCCAUGGGCAUCGUGAUGCUGUUAAGUUUUUUGUUGCAGUACCUGGUCAGGUGAUUUGUCCCCAAGUGAGUGGAAGCUCAGAAUUAUCCGGUGAAAGAACUACCGUCUCUACACAGGAACCCAAUAGCCAGGCUCCUUUAAAAUCAGUACUGGUGAUAAGUGGAGGAGAAGGGUACAUUGACUUCAGGAUGGGUGAUGAAGUUGGUGAAUCCGAACCCCUUGGAGAAGCGUUACCAAUUGAGCCUUCCGUUGCCAAAGCUGAGAGGAGCCACCUGAUAGUGUGGCAGGUUAUGUGUGGCAGUGAAUAAGCUCCAAUAGAAAAUGGCUUGAGACUGCAAAAGCUUUUGCAUGUCUUCAGUUUUGUUUUGUUUCUGUGGAACCCAUUUCACUGCAUACAGUUUGAACAUUUCUUUGUCAUUUGACUUUAUAUCAUAAACCUCUCAAACCUUAAAACAGGAACCAGCUCGUGCUGUUUUACUGCAUCAGUGUUAUAAAGCGAGAAUAAAUUGGUCUUCCCAAGCAGAUAAAUGCCAUAUUUUGUCUCCUAAAUGCACCUUAUAGGCCCCACUGCAAUCUGUAACACAACUCUUUUUUCCCCCUACUUUCUACAAUGCUUUACGUUUAUAUUUUGAGCCGUUUUGAAUUCAUUUGCAUAAGGGUAAAACAGAAAAUUA
This is a messenger RNA of Protobothrops mucrosquamatus (brown spotted pit viper), 4482 nucleotides long. RefSeq names its product sperm associated antigen 9 (gene SPAG9). NCBI's taxonomy places the organism in Eukaryota, Metazoa, Chordata, Lepidosauria, Squamata, Viperidae. The record is from RefSeq and is a predicted model, not a curated record. Bases 139 to 4116 code for a protein of 1325 amino acids. The transcript has 30 exons. Gene Ontology annotation, biological process: vesicle-mediated transport. Gene Ontology annotation, molecular function: signaling receptor complex adaptor activity; JUN kinase binding; kinesin binding. Gene Ontology annotation, cellular component: cytoplasm.